Molecule: messenger RNA, 1411 nt
Organism: Impatiens glandulifera
Lineage: Eukaryota; Viridiplantae; Streptophyta; Magnoliopsida; Ericales; Balsaminaceae
Product: ankyrin repeat domain-containing protein 2B-like
Exons: 8
Coding region: 144-1187 (347 amino acids)
Biological process (GO): protein targeting to chloroplast
Cellular component (GO): chloroplast outer membrane
Molecular function (GO): chloroplast targeting sequence receptor activity; protein binding
Source: RefSeq, a predicted model, not a curated record
UUCGUUUUUCUGGAAUGAGGUGGAUCAACUUUCUGGAAUUUCUGAAUUUUGUAAUCUUGAGAUCGAUCGGUGGCAUAUUCUAGGGUUUUUAAAUCCCACUCAAGAUUCGUGUGUGUUUCUUCUUGCUUUUUAGCUUUACCCCCAUGGCUUCAGAUUCGCUCAAAAAGGAUAUCCAUGCUUCUUCUUCUAGUAAGGAUGAAAGCAGCAGUGUAUCAGCAGAUGGUCAACAUAGCAAACUUGUAUCAUCCUCCGCAGAGACACAAUCAGGACCAAGAAGGCCAUCACCUGCAGCUGCUGCUGCUGCAAAUCCUUUUGAUUUCUCAGCUAUGGCUGGUCUGCUCAGUGACCCAAGCAUUAGGGAAUUGGCUGAACAGAUAGCAAAAGAUCCUUCAUUUAAUCUUAUGUCUGAGCAGCUGCAGAAGACGUUUCAGGGUGGAUCGGUUGAAGAUGGAGGUUCACAAUUUGAUUCUCAACAAUACUACUCCACCGUGCAACAAGUUAUGCAGAAUCCUCAGUUCAUGACUAUGGCAGAGCGUCUUGGUAAUUCGUUAAUGCAGGACCCUUCUAUGUGUAGAGUGUUUGCAAACUUAUCCAAUCCAAAUCAUAAACAUCAGCUUGAAGAGCAAAUGGCUCGUAUGAAAGAAGAUCCAAGCAUGAAACCAAUUUUGGAUGAGAUAGAGAAAGGAGGUCCUGUUGCAGUAAUGAGGUACUGGAAUGACAAAGACAUUCUUAAGAAGCUAGGUGAAGGACUAGGUGUAGCAGUUUCAGGAGAGACUGGAACCUCCUCCUAUGCUAAAGCACGAGGACACGAGGAUGAAUCAAUUGUUCAUCACACUGCUAGCGUUGGUGAUCUGGAGGGAUUGAAGAAGGCUUUGGCCUCGGGGGCGAACAAGAAUGAAGUAGAUUCUGAGGGAAGAACAGCAUUGCAUUUUGCAUGUGGAUAUGGCGAGGUGAAAUGUGCCAAAGUUCUUCUAGAAGCUGGAGCAGUUGUGGAUGCUUUAGAUAAGAACAAGAACAGCGCCCUUCAUUAUGCAUCUGGUUACGGGAAGAAAGACUGCGUUGUUCUUCUUCUGAAAAAUGGUGCUGCAGUCACACUUCAAAAUAUGGAUGGGAAAACGCCACUAGAUGUGGCGAAUCUGAAUAACCAGACAGAGGUAUUGACUCUGCUGGAAAAGGACUCCCCCUAAUAACAAAGGCAGGUGGUGGUAGAGUUAUUAGUAGUUCACAUUGAUUGAUUGUGUAUCUUUGGGGUCUGAUCUGAUGAAUCAAAGAGAGACAAAGAAGAUGUAAGAUCAAUUGUUUUCUGCAAUCAGUUUUCAUAUAUGAUCAGAUCCAGAUGUGCUAGCUGUAGCGGCAUGAGGAUUGGAGUGCCCUUAGCGAAAAAAAUAAAUUUAUUCUUACUUAGUAAUUA